CUUCCUUGUUGCCUGUGGUUGCGUCAGGCGUUCAGCUCGAUGCUCUCGGCGUUCGACAAGUCGAGCUUGAGUUGACUGAACGUUCUGCGCAGUAGAGUUCCGAAGGAGCCCCGAGUGUAUCGAUCUUAAAGUCGCAAAGAGCUCCUCCGCAGAUUCCGUUAACAAAAUGUCCCGACCGGAUAUUGAGGCGGUUGAGAUCGCUGCCAGCCUUAACACGCAUGCUGCAGACGGGUGAGAGGGUCUUCAUACACCCCCAUAGCAAACUUUAUGGAAUGGUCCAAACAAGCUGAGUGCCAGCCAUUGUUAUCACAGCUGGAUGGAUACAGGUUCCUAUAGUAGUUCCUAUCCAGUGACCUGUUAGCAGGCAGGCAGUGUGGGUUUUAUAUUGAUAUCAGUGGAGCAAACUAGAGGGUUUCCUUCCAGCCAUGAUUUGGGGGGGUUUAUACCUAGCACACAUUUAUAUACACACUUUAUUAUAGGAAGUUAGUUGUGUUUGUUGAUUAGGAUUCACAAAAGUGUGAAUUUGUUUUUAGGAAAGAGGGGGAGAAUAAUCCAAUUUUAGGCCACAACUGCAACCCUUGCUGACUUCCUAAAAUAUUCAUUAAAAGGAUACUAUAGACAUCAACACAACUUUAUCAUAAAGGGACACUAUAGGCACCUAGACCAUUUCAUCUCAUUGAAGUGGUCUGGGUGCAGUGUCCCCUUAACUCUGCAAUGUGAAACAUUACCUAAACUGCACUGUCUUCAUUGCUGUCUGCCAGACAGUCUCAGAGUUUAAAAUUCCCCAUAGGUAUGCACCUAUUCAAUGCUUUCCUAAGGGGAAGGCCUAGUGCGAGCGUGCACUUGCUGUGGAUGUGCAUUAGAUCCCCCCUCGCGUUGAUGUUGGAGGAGACAGAGCCCUCGGCGCUGGAACCAGGUAAGUGUUUAAUUUUUGGUUUGUUUAAAAAAAAAACCACACACAAACUAUUUAACCCCUUAAGGACGGAUGAUGGACUGGGUAAGUCGUGCUAAAAUUAACCCCAGAUCACCUUGAUCGAUCUCGGGGCUAACGCUCCUCCGGUCUGCCUCGUAUCCGAUCGCGAUGUCCCUGCAGCUGUGAUCCGAGCACAUGUUCUGCAGGGACUUCUGAUACACAUCCCUGUGCUUCUGCAGUCAGUGUGAAGUGCAGGGAGAUGGACCAGUGAUGAUGAUCUUCUCCCUGCAAAAAAUUAAAUAAAGUUACAGUUAAAUCCCACCCACAUUUCCCCAGCUUUAUUAAAAUUAACCUAUUCACUGCCAUUUGAUCACUGACUACAGUGAUCAAAAUACAGAUCAGGGUAUUUUACUGUGAUCUGAUUUUUUUAUUUUUAUUUUUUUUUUAUAGAACCCCUGUGGGUUAACUUUUAUAUUUUUAACCCUCAGGGGUUAAAUUUAUUUUAUUAAUUUAAAUAUUUUAAAAUAAUAUUUAGAUAGUUGGGGUGGGUGGAAGUUAGUGGGGAAUUUGGUGUUAGGCUUGGUAGGGGUUAACAUUAAAAAAAAGUUUAAAAAAAAAGCUUUAUAAAGGUAAAACAUUUUUUAAUUUUCUUUUUUUUUAAAUAAUGUUUAAAAACAGGAAGAAAAAUCCCACCCCCUUUACCCAGUCCUAAUAAAAAUGGCCCCCUUCCCUGCCAGUUGAUCACUGCCUACAGUGAUCAAAAUACAGAUCACAGUAUUCUACUGUGAUCUGAUUUUUUUCUUUAACCCAUGAGAGUUAACUUUUUUUUAACCUUCAGGGGUUCAAUUUAUUUCAUUAAUGAAUUUAUAUAUUUUAAAAUUAUAUAUUUUUCUAGCAGGGGUGGGUGGGAGUUAUGGGAAAUUGGUUAAUUUACAGUUAGUGCGGCUUACUUCUAGUUAGGGGUUAAUGGUAAAAAAAGAUUGUAAAAAUGUAAAAAAGUUUCAAGAAAGUUUAAAAAAGUAAAAGAAAUUAAUAAGUAAUCAAAAAAGUUUAAAAACAAGUUUUAAAAAAGGUUUUUAAAAAAAAUACAUUAAAAAUGCUCAUUACCACUACACCUGGAACAAACUAGAGAAAAAAUGAUCUCCUGCUAAGGUUCAAAAUAUGCCUUUUGAAUUAUCCCUGGGUGUAUUCUUUAAUAAAUAGUAUGUGUUUGUGGGGAAGUUAGAACAACCAACCAGCGAACUAUUCCGAAAUGAAACAUGGACACAGCAUAAAAAUUCAAAGUUAGAAAAAAACUGGCUGCGUCUCAAAUGUGCCCCUUCAACAUCCACAUAUACGUGGCAAAGGUACAUACGGGUGUAUUGUUGUACUCAGACGACAUAGCUGAGCAACAUAUGAAAUAUUAUACAGCCAUAGCACACAUAAGAUUUGCAAAAUAUACUGUGCAAACUCACUUUGUGUGUCAAAAAGGCUUAUUACCACUACACUUGGUACAAGCUAGCAGAAAAAUGAUCCCACGCUAAGGUUCAAAAUAUGACUUUUAAAAUACCCUAGGACAGUGAUGGCGAACCUUUUUGAGCCCGAGUGCCCAAACCGCAAUACAUGCCAACUUUUUUUCUCCUUAAAGUGCCAACACGGCAAUUAAACCCAAAUACUGAGGUUUAAGUUUAGAAAAAACAACUCGUACUGUUGUCCGAACUAAUAACUUUUGUUUUAAAAGAACACAGAGUUCAAUGAUACAAAUUUUAAAUAAUAAUAUAUAUAGAUAAAAUUAAGCUUAUAUUUAUUAGUAUCUUCAACAAAUGCAAUACAUACACACACAGACUGCUGAAUACAUACACACACACACACACACACACACACACACAAGACUGCUGAAUACAGACUGAUGAAUACACACACAGUUUGCUGAAUACACACACACACAGACUGCUGAGUACACACACACACACAGACUGCCGAGUACACACACACACAGACUGCUGAGUACACACACACAGUCCGCUGAAUACAUGUGCACACACACACAGACUGCUGAAUACACACACUGCUGCAUACACACAUACUGCAUUGAGGUGGGGGGGUGCGUGUGUGUGUGAGUGUUGUAUGUGAGGGGUGUUAUGUGUGUGUGGGGGGGUGCUGUGUGUGUGCUGUACUGUGUGUGGGGGGUAGGGGUACUGUGUGUGGGGGGUAGGGUACUGUGUGUGGGGGGUAGGGAUACUGUGUGGGGGUAGGGAUACUGGGGGUAGGGUACCUCGCUGGAGGGUAGUAUUGCUGGGGGUAGGGGGUACUGUGUGUGGGGGGUAGGGCACUGCUGGGAGGUAGGGUACUGUGGGUGGUAGGGGUACUGCCAGAGGGUAAAUGUUAAAGUGUGGGUACUGUGUGUGGGGGUAGGGUACCUGUGUGGGUAGGGUACUGUGUGUGUGGGGGGUAGGUGUCUGUGUGGGGGUAGGGGUACUGCUGGGGGUAAGAGGUACUGCUGGGGGAUAGGGGUACUGCUGGGGGUAGGGUUACUGCUGGGAGGGUAGGGUUACUGCUGGGGAGGGUAGGGUACUGCUGGGAUGGGUAGGGUACUGCUGGGGAUGGUAGGGAUACUGGGGAGGGGUACUGCUGGGGGGUAGGGGUACUGCUGGGGGUAGGGGUACUGCUGGGGGUAGGGGUACUGCUGGGGAGGGUAGGGGUACUGCUAGGGGUACUGGGGGGGUAGGGGUACUGCUGGGGGGUAGGGGUACUGCUGGGGGAUAGGGGUACUGCUGGGGAGGGUAGGGGUGCUUGGGGGUAAGGGUACUUCUGGGGGGGUAAGGGUGCUGUGUGUCAGUAUACCCCCCCCCUCCUUCUUACCUUUAAUGAAGUAGGGGGGGGGGACACAGCCAUCCCUGGUGGUCCGGUGGUGGUAAGCACUGCAGGGGGAGGGAUCUGUGAUGCAGCUCCCCUCCUGCGCAAUGCUGUGUGGAGCGUUGCCAUGGUAACACGCGGCAACGUUCCACACAGCAUCGCGCGGGAGGACAGGGGAGCUGCUUCCUAGAGCCCUCCCCCUGCCUCCCGACCCGGAAGCAGAGUAGGCGCCUGCCGUUUCGGGCAGGCAGGCGCCUACUCUGCAUUGAUGGCGAACCUGUGGCCGCAUGCCCACAGAAAGGGCCCGGCGUGCCACAGGUUCGCCAUCACUGCCCUAGGAUGUCUUUUUUAAAGAAAUGGUAUGCCUUUAUGGGAUAGUUGGAAUAUAUAGCCUGCUAAAAUACUCCAAAAUGGGACCUGGACACAGCGUAAAAAUUCAAAGUUUGAAAAAAAUUGGAAUGGCUGUGUCUCAAAUGUGCCCCUUUAAUAUCCACAUAUACCUGGCAAAGGUACAUACGGGGUAUUGGUGUACUCAGAGGACAUAGCUGAGCAACAUAUGAAAUAUACAGUUGUAGCACACAUAAAGUUUGCAAAAUAUACUGUGCAAACUUACUUUAUGUGUCAAAAAGGCUUAUUACCACUACACUUGGUACAAGCUAGCGGACAAAUGAUCCCACGCUAAGGUUCAAAAUAUGCCUUUUGAAAUACCCUGGCAUGUCUUCUUUAAGAAAUGGUAUGCCUUUAUGGUGUAGUUGGAAUAUGUAGCCUGCUCAGGUGCUCCAAAGUGGGACACGGACACAUCAAAAUUCUCCGUGAAAAUUUACGCUUAAAAACCUGAACUUGUCACAUCUCAGCACUGUAACUUCACAAAAUAGUGUCUAGGUCAUAUAUUGGGCAUAUAGUUUUACUCAGAUGAUGUAACUGAGCAUAAUUUGAGGGAUUUUAUGACAGUGGUAAAUAUCAAGUGUAAGAAAUACUCGCAACAUGUAUGUAAAAAUGCAAUUUUUUUUACCUCCUCACCACAAACAUUGACAUAAAUUGGUGAAACAAUGGUGACAAGUUAAGGCACAGUAUACGCCAUAUAAGAUACCCUGGGGUGUCUGCUUUAUCAAAUGGCUUCCAUUUGUGGGGUUAUUUGAGCAGUCAAACUGCUAUAAUACCACAAAAUGAGACAUAGGCCAAUCAUAGCCAUCUAUGAAAAUUCUAACUAUAGUAACUGAACUAGCCUUGUCUCUUUAUAUGGCAUUGUCGCUUCACAGAAUAUAUCCAAAGGCAUACAAUGGUGGUAUUGUUAUACUCCGCAGAUGUAGUUGAACACAAUAUGGGAUUCUGUGCAGUAAUAUAACACACCAGCUUUACGAAAUACACAUUACAAAAGCCUUGUUAUAUGUGUAUAUGCCACAAUAGAGAAAUACAUUUUACUGCAAUAUUUAGCAGAGACUGGCGAUGACAUGGCUACGUAAAAAGUGUCAAGAUAGCCUUUAGGUAAAUAGCCUGUGAUGUCUACUUUAAAUAAAUAUAUACUUUUGUGUGGCAAUUUUGUUUUCUGUGAUGGCUACUAAACCUACAAGACAAACAUACCAAAUUCUAAAAUUGUUUCACAUUGAAAUGUUAUUUUGGUCCUUUUAUUUUGUGACCUGUAACUUUUAAAAUAUGCUAAAAUCCUAUACAUAUUACGUACUCUAUAAAUCAAGACACAUAAAUGAAUUUAUUUUUAAUUACUUUUUCUAAGCUGGACAUAUUAUGCACAUGCUAUUAUUGCCAAAACUAUGAAAAGUUUUUUUGUGUUUGUUUUUCACAUUUUUUGGCAUUAUUUUUUAUAAUUAAUGAGAAUUUAUCUAUGUAUAUGUGACAUCAAAUUAAAGCCCCAUUUGCCCUCUAAAAAAAAGUAUAAAAUAUGUGUUGGUGCAAUAAAUGACAGAGAUGCAAAAUGGCUUGUGUCCUUAAGGGUAACACAAGCUUUUGAAGCUGUGUCCUUAAAGGACCACUAUAGUCCCCGGAAAACAUACUCGUUUUCCUGGCACUAUAGUGCCCUGAGGGUGCCCCCACCCUCAGGGACCCCCUCCCGCCCGGCUCUGGAAAGGGGUUUAAACUUACCUUUUUCCAGCGCUGGGCGGAGAGCUCUCCUCCUUCUCUCCUCCUCCGAUCCGCCCCGUCGGCUGAAUGCGCACGCGCGGCAAGAGCUGCGCGCGCAUUCAGCCGGUCGCAUAAGAAAGCAUUUACAAUGCUUUCCUAUGGACGCUGGCGUGCUCUCACUGUGAAAAUCACAGUGAGAAGCACGCAAGCGCCUCUAGUGGCUGUCAAUGAGACAGCCACUAGAGGAUUAGGGGGAAGGCUUAACCCAUUCAUAAAUGUUUAUUUAAAAAUGGGUUAACCCUAGCUGGACCUGGCACCCAGACCACUUCAUUAAGCUGAAGUGGUCUGGGUGCCUAGAGUGAUCGUUUAAGGGGUUAAUUGGAGUGCAGGGGCAGAGGGACACUCUAUUGUUAGAUAUACAGAUGGUCCUCACUUUACGACCUACCUAUUUUACGACGGCUCGCACUGACGACCAGCUCUCUAACGUGGGGAUUUGAGAGAUUCCUUGCUCUGGUGCGUAUGUCUAUGUUUGUGUAAAUUUCACCGAACAUAGACACGCGCACCAGAGCAGGGAAUCCAUCUAAUCUAUGUUCGGGGAAUGUCCCCAAACAUAGAUUUGAGGGAUUCCCUGCUCUGCUGCACUAGUCUAUGUUCGUAAGAACGGAACCCGGUCGGUAAAUGAGUAACUGUACAGCUUUGUAUUCUUACCACUAUAGUGUUCCUUUAAUGGAGCAAUCUUAGUGUGUAGAUCAGGCCCCUGUAGUCUCUCUGCUCAAUUCUCUGCCAUUUUGGUGUCAAAUCACUUUUGUUUCUGUUUAUGCAGCCCUGGCAACAUCUUCCCUGGCUGUGACUUGCACACCCUACAUUAAAAAUGUUUUUUGUUUUCAAUCAGGUGUUAACUUACAUAGUUUUUAUUUCCAGCUUUGUAAAUUAAACUUUAAUCACAUACAGGAGCUGCAGUCUAUACGGCUAUUAACAGAGCAGGAGAAAGGAAAUUCGAAAUUAAAUAGAAUUUUCAAUAAAGGAAGUUUGACCUUAUAUCUCUCUUUACAGGAAGUGUUUAGGAAGACUGUGCAAAUUACAUGCAUGGAGGUGUGCUUUGGGCUAUAUAGACAUGAUUUAACUCUUAAAUGGCAGAGAAUUGAGCGGUGAGACUCCUGGGGCAUGAUCUAUGCAGAAAAACUACUUCAUUAAGCAAAAAUAGUUUUGGUGCUUUGUGUCCUUUUAAAGUCUAAGCAUUUAAAGGUACACUUUAGUCACCAGAACAACUAUUUUCUGCAGGCAUUUCCAUGCAAACACUGUCAAUUCAGAGAAAAGGCAGUGUUUACAUUGCCUCCUAGGGACACCCCCAUUUGCCACUCUUCAGAUGGCCGCUAAAGGUGUUCCCUGGGGCAGUGCUGCACAGAGUCUUUGCGCUCUGCUAAAUUUUUCUCAUAGGGAUGCAUUUUUUCAAUGCAUCUAUGUGAGGAGGUGCUGAUUGGCCAAGCCGGUGUUUAGCCAUGCCCCUAUCCCGCCUCCUUGCCAAUUUUAGCUAAUCCAAUACUUUUGGGAACCUGCACUUUCAUUUACCGUCAAAGGACCACUGUAGUGCCAGGAAAACAAACUCGUUUUCCUGGCACUAUAGUGCCCUGAGGGUGCCCCCACCCUCAUGGCCCCCCUCCCGCCAGGCUGAAGUGUGAGGAAGGGGUUAAAUCCCUUACCUUUCUCCAGCGCUGGGCUCCCUCGGCGCUGGGGACUCUCCACCUCCUUCGGACGUCAUCGGCUGAAUGCGCGCAUUCAGUCAGUCCAUAGGAAAGCAUUCUCAAUGCUUUCCUGUGGACGCUGGCGUCUUCUCACUGUGAAAAUCACAGUGAGAAGCCUGGAAGCGCCUCUAGCGACUGUCAAUGAGACAGCCACUAGAGGGUGGAUUAACCCAUAUGUAAACAUAGUAGUUUCUCUGAAACUGCUAUGUUUACAGCAGGCAGUGUUAACCCUAGAUGGACCUGGCACCCAGACCACUUCAUUAAGUUGAAGUGGUCUGGGUGCCUAUAGUGCUCCUUUAAAAAUUUUUAACAUUUUAAUGCUAACCAAAAGUCUUCAGCAGCCUAUCCCCACUGUGUUGAUUGAUCUUGUGAAAAGGGUUUAGUUUGAAAAGUAAUGGGUGGCUUUGGUUGGCUAAGAGUGUCAGCUGUCUGCUUACCAUGUCUCACAGUAGAAAUUGCAGGUAUUAACCGGUAUGUCUGGAAGGAAGUGUGUAAUCUCUGCCCUACACAUGCCUACAGUAGAGCCUGUGUUGUGGGUCACCACUGACUCUAAUUUAGUGUUAAACUGCUCGAAAAUUAUUUAACACUGAAUGGAGUGCCAGGGGAAUUGGCUAUAGUGUCUACAGUGUGCUUUUAAAGAUUAGUGUUCCAUUACACCCGCCGAGACCCUAAUAUUUUAAAUAGUUUUUCCUCUCAGGAUUCCAAUGUACAUUUAUUUAGUGAAAGGAGGAGAUUUGUUUUGUUAUAACAUUAUUGAUAUUUGUAUAGCACGAAAAACAAUUUACAUUGGCAUUCCAACUACCAUGACAACUACAGUGCUUGUGUAAGGGUCGAUUUUUGAACGGUUCGACACUUUAAAGGUUCCACUUUAUUCCCCCAUCCAGGUCCCAUCUUCAGAUAUCGAUAUAAGAAGUAUUAAACGAGCACUCAAAACACCAUAACCUCUACGGAAUGCUGUAGUGGUUAUGGCCCUGAUAUACUCAUGAGAAUAAGUGCUGGGUAAAAUUUUGUUGGUGACCUCAGGAAAAUCCCUUGAAAUAAACAACAACUAAGGCAUGCUUUAUUUUUUUUAUUUAUUUUUUUGUAAACAAAGUGAUUUGGAGGAAAUUACAACUGGUAUCUGGUUCUACAGAUGGGUGCUAAUUUUUUUUUUUUUUUUUAAUUCUUUAUUUUAUUUGUGCAUGUGAUUAACAAGCAUGUUUGCCGUGCCACAACAGCAGGAGCAAACUGGACGGUAUACAUAUAAGAACAUCAUUAUGGCAUUAAAGGCAUUGCACAUUUUUAAAUUAAUUAAUCAGGAUGAACAAAUAUGGCAUGACACUGUUAGGUGCGUGGUUAUAACAAAGAUUGAUUAGUGAGUAAGCAUGCGAGGCAGACUUCGCUUAAUGGUACAUGUUAGCUUUCAACUAUGCUGUCUGCUCCAAACUUAGAUUAGGGUUAGACAGGUAUAGCACAGUGUGUGAUGAGAAUGAUAUAGUAACAUACUAACUUUUUAGAGAUUUACAAUACAUAUGCGUGACAUGUGUAGCUAACAGCCUAUGUGACUCUCAUCAGCUAGGUUCGCUGGUAGUGUUAUAUGUGUGUAAAGAUUGAGUUGUCUUAAUGCUAGAGUGCUAGUCUGCGAACUGCUUAUUAAAAUAUCAGAUUUUUAGCGCUCGCUAGGUAAUUAACCGCUGGGGCACAGUUUGUUAUUGACGGCAUGAUAUAACAACAGAGUGAGAUGGUGCCCAUCUAUAAACUGGAGGUCUCAGGGUUUAGUUACUUAGUCCUCUGUCCUCAGGCAGUCUCCGGUUUAGCCAGUCCCCAGAUUCGGGAAGCUCCCAGGGUAUAUGUAGAGGUAUGCGGUUUCUCCACACUUCUCCGUGGGGGGUCUCAAUGCUUGGUUAGCGGCUCGUUGGCGAGAGUGGUCGUUCUGGUUUCUCUGGUUGACCUCCGCUUGGUCUGGAGGGCCAGAGGCAGGUCGGUGAUGAGAGCUCCUGUGCUGGCUGCGUCCAACCACCCUCCGCCACUUCUCUGCUUUCCGCUGCUUCGUACAGUGCCGCCUGGUGAGUUUUGGUACGGCAGUUCAUUGCCCAGUGUGUACCUGGGUCCCGGGGCUCUGUGGCUUGUGGGGAGCCUUCCCGCUGUUGGGGUGGUGGAGUGGUUGCACUUUUGUGUGGGUUUCCUGCCCGGGGUGGGACGGAUGGACUACCUUUGGUGCUUUCUCCCAUUUCACAGGUGAGGUUCGGGAUGAAGGCCUGUGCUGUAGUCGUCUCCAAAAGGCUUCGCAGAUUAGAACGAAUUGGGUUUUGAAACUCAGUCUCCAUUGCUGGAGCCCUGGGUCCUCCAUGUUGUGAUCGGAGUACAGCAUGGCGGCCAUCUUGGGCACCUCAUCCGACUUGCCGUCGGACGGUAACUUUCUCUGUGGUGGGUGGGUGUGAGUCUCCAGCAGGGACCAGGAUAUCCUCCACCUGUCCAUGUGGGGGGUAGCAGGGGAACAGGAGAGCUGCUAUGCGGUGCUGACCCUGCGUCGGGAGAUCAGGCUGCUUAUCCUGUGCGGUACUUUGAACAACCUAACAGUUACAAUAGUAAACCUUUAUUCCCCAAAUGAUGGGCAGUUUGAGUUUUUAUCAAAGUCCAUCGAGAAUGCAGUUGGACCAUUUAAUCAUGUGUGGUGAUUUCAACUGUAUGUUAGAUUCACUUCUAGGCAUGCAAAUGGCCACACAGGCCUAUAUCUAAAAAAAUAUAUAUAUAUCCCUGAGUCAUCGGGUGUCUACCCUUUUGAUGUCACUGGACCUACACAAUAUUUUGAGGGCCAAAUUCCCCGCACUGUGUGAUUACACGUUUUAUUCACCUGUUCACAUGACAUAUACAAUAAUUGACAAGUGGCUGGUGACAGUCCAUAUCCAAAAUUCAUAAUGAUUUGAAAGGAAAUAUAAUAUGGACAGGCCAAGCCUCGGUGAUAACAUCCUACUGCCAUAUACACCUGACGAGGGAUUGGGGGAAUUGGAGAUUAAUUGAGUCUCUCUUGGGCAAUUCUAUAAAAGAGGGCAGACGACAGGUGAUCACCAUACUUUUAGCCAUAACAUCUCUGGGCCCACUACCAUCCAGACUUUAUGAUCGGCUCACAUUAUUAUGGGUGCACUGAUUUAAAGAGGGAAGCCGAUCAGACUCUAGCUAAGCUCUUUCAGGAGUUCGCAAAAAACUAGAGGGCUAAUAAAAAGGUCCACCCAUCUCUCCAGCUGCACAGUAGCAUUCUUUUGAUCUGGUGACAACUGGAGAAGAUACAGCUGGAGAUCACUGAGCGAGUAAUAAGGUGUGUGAAGCAUUUCUACUAUGCUCAGGGUAACAGAGCUGGGUAUACUACUUGCGUCCAAAUUGAAGACACCGCAAUCAAAGUCCAAAACAGCACAACCUAUUAGCUUGUGCACUAAUCUACAAUGAGAUUGUUUCCUUUAAAAGAAGGACGAUGCAUAUGGCUUUUGCUGUUUGCUUAGAAGAACCUGAGAAAAGACUGUAUACUUAAUUCAGUUAGAAGAAAACGUAUUUAAUUUUAAAAAUGUGGAAAAAAGUAUAUAUAUAUAUAUUUAUUGCUAUAAAAAACAUUUCACUUAAUUCGGAGUGAAAAACAAUAAUACAUAAUAUACUAUUCUGUAUUGAGCUAAGUUAUGAAUAGGUAAUCAAAAAGAACCAGAGGAUGUCACCUUUAGUAAACUAGCACCGUAAUCAUUAUAAGAGGCUGUAGCAGUUCUGAUACUUAGUGUCCCUUUAACAUCAUUUAUUAUUGGAUUACGCUUUGCAGGCUACAUGGCACUUAAACUCAAAGAAGGAGUUAGAAAACAUUAUUGCCAUAGUGAAAUCCAGUGUUCCAAAAAAUGUUCAUACUUACCAGUAAUGACCGAAAGGCCCUGUUGUGCUUUUUUUGUGAAUCAACACACCCACAGCCAGUAGGUGGCGAUAUAGUAUUACUGUUAACCCUGAGAACAGUAUUCAGGUUUUUUGACAUAAAUCCUUAAAUGGUACCUGUCAUGCCAGGUAGAACAUAUGCUCAUCUUGAAGAACAUGAUAUUCUGUCUAUACAUUGUGCCAGCAGUUUUGCUAGCAAAUGUAUACUUUAGGAGAAAAACCUAUUUAAAAAUAAAUCUUUCUCACACCUCAGCCAUAUCUUUGGCAUAGAUUAUAUCAUGACAAUUUGACUAACAAGGGAGAGCAGAAAAUACCUCCCACAGAUGGUACGUAUGCUCUCCCAAUCACUGAAACCACAGCCAGCCCAUGUGGUUUCUGUGGAAACUCCCUAGCAGAUGCUAGUAGCGCUGGCUAGGGAUUAUAGGACGUCACUCUGUUCAGACGCUGGCAUGCAAGCAGAGAAGCCAGCAUGUUAGUGUCACACAGGAGGUUGGGGAAGUGUUCCCAAAUAGGGCAAAUCAGCGAAGAGAGCAAGUGUAAGGAGAGCGGACUGGAGGUUGGUGUUAUACAUGAAGAGAAACACCCAUUAAGACAAGGAAAUGGCGCCGCUGGAUUGGCGUUAUGAGAGAGAGCUCGACAUUUUACUUUAGAUACAUAAUCUCUGUGAUACAUGAUGUUUCCAACCAUGCAUUUGAAGGGGAUUUAGCCCCACCUUAUAGAGACACUAUAGGCACCCAGGCCACUUUAGCUCAUUGAAGUGGUCUGGGUGCAUAUUCCCAGGCCCCUUAACAAUGCCAAGGUAAUUAUUGCAGUUUUGAAUUAACUGCAAUCAGGGGCGUACCUAGAGCAUUUGGCACCCGGGGCGGAUCCUGUGCUUAGCACCCCCUCGCCCCCCUCCAAAAAAAAAAAACCCUGUAAAAUCUUUUAAAUGUUUUCCUUUUUUUUUUUACAAUUUGUAAACUUUGCAAAACCUUGUCAGCUCCUCCUACAAAACCCUUGUCCUGCCCGCUCCCUCAUACAAAACUCCAGUCCUGCCCCCUUCUACAAAUCCUGUACUGCCCCCGUCUACAAAACCCCCGCAACCCCCUUCCACAAAUCACCUGCUUAUCCCCCCUUAUAAAGACUCCUGUCCCAAUACAAAACCCCUGCCCCCUUCUACAAAAUCCCUGCAGCCACACACACACAUUUACAGGCAGACAGUCACACACAUCCAGUCAUGCACACAGUUAGCGGCAGACUGUCACAUAUACAUUGACACACACACACACGGGAGCAGCAGACAGUCACAUGCACACAGUCACAGACAGUCACACACACGGUUACAGGCAACAUCAAACAGUCACAGGCUGACAAUCACACAUACAAAGUCACAUGCAGUCACACACACAGUUAGUUACAGGUAGUCACACACAGUCCUAGCCAAACAGUCAUGCACACAGUUACAGACAGACAGUCACAUAUACAGUCACUCAUACACACAGUCACAGGCAGAGAGUUACACACACACACACACACACACACACAAAGUUACAGGCAGACUGUUAAACACACAGUUACAGGCAGACAGUCCCUCACACACACAUACACACACAGUUACAGGCAGACAGUUUCACAAACACAGACACACACUCUUACUUACAGACAGUGGGCUGAAGGAGGAGUGGAUUCCCUGAAGUCCUUUCCUGAAGCCUGUGGAGAAGCAGGGAUUCCAUGUGCAGCAGUAACAGCAGCGGGUAAGGGCUGUAUUAGGCCCUGCCCCACUGCCAGCUUGGCUCCGCCCUGAUUUUUAUUAGCUCCGCCCCCACUUUACCUCCAUGCUGCCAGUUCAGCUGCUCUUUGCGUGUGUGAGCUGUUCUGGCCGCCUGGCACCCUAACUACCAUGGAGCACUGUGCGGCUGUACAGCUCACACAGCCCCCUCCAGCCCCCAGACCAGGAUCGUGGCACCCGGGACGGACCACACCCCCUCCCCCCCCCCAUUAGUACGCCACUGACUGCAAUAAUUACCUUUAUGGGUUAACUCCACCUCUAUUGGCUGUCUACCAGUUUACGUAAUCUCGUAAAUGUCAGUUAUUACUUUCCAAUAAACAAAAAAGGCGGAUUUGAGUGUAGUUGUGUGUGUGUGUGUGUGUGUGUGUAUAUAUAUAUAUAUGUAGUGUUGGCGUUUGAAUGCAGUGGCGUAUUUGUGUGCAGAAGUGUGUCUGUGUAGUGUUGGCAUUUGAAUACAAGGAUGUAUCUGUGAGUAAUAUUGGCAAAUGCAGUUGUGUGUAGUGUGUGCAGGGGCUUAUUUGUGAGUAAUGUAUGUGUUUAAAUGCAGGGUUGUAUUUUGUGCAGUCUUGGCGUGCCUACACACAGAUAAAGACACACACAUGCACGUAAAAAUUAUCAUAAUUUUAGCCACCCUCCUUUCUUACCUUUUGGGUCCAGUGGGCGCUGGAUGGCCAAGGUUGAUGAGAGUCUGAGGUUCCAACUUUCCGACCCCCUCAAGGGCCUUCUCCUGCGACACUAACGAUGUGACAGGAGUCCCGUCCAGUACACUAUUAAAGGGUCAUGAUCUUAGAGCCAUCCUGCUGGCCAAAUUUGUGGACACUGUGGGACCUAUGUUGUGCAUCUCAGCUCUAAAUAGAUAAAGCAUUUCAGCAAGCUAAAGUACUUUAACAGCUGUCCUUUUCUGCACUUUGGAAUUCAUAUUUCUGAUAUAUUUUGUACAUGUCUUCAAAUUUCAUCAUGAGCGGCAAAAGGUUUUAAAGGAAAAGUCAAAGCACCAUAAUAACUACAACCCACUGGCGCUCCUGGUACCAUACCACUACAGGGGAAUGUCCAUAUUUCCGCCCUGUUCGGCCAUUAUUGAAUUGUUUUCUAUUCUUUUACUUGUUGGGGACACCAGAGAAAAGUCUGCAAUAAGCACAGCGCUAGUACAUUUUAUUUAUAUAUAUAUAUAUAUAUAUAUACACACACACUUCCUGUCACAAUUCGCCCCUCUGUCAGUCCUUACAUUUGCUUCCUGUAUCCUAUAGGAGUCGAUUCAAAAUACUAACCCUUACCUAUAAAGCACUUAAAGGGACACUAUAGUCACCCAGACCACUUCAGCUCUCUCAGGUUUUAACCCUUCAGAUGCAAACAGAGCAGUUUCAGAGAAACUGCUAUGCUUACAUUUGGGGUUAAUCCAGCCUCUAGUGGCUGUCUUCCGGACAGCCACUAGAGGCGCAUCUGCGAUGCUGGAGGCAUAUUUUGCCUAUAGUAAUCCUUUAACAACUCUAGCCCGUGUUAUAUUUAUUCACUGAUUCAUGGGUAUACUCCUUCUCAGUAUCUCCGCUCUACCAGUGACCUUCUCUUGUCCGCUGCUCACACCCAUACUGCUAACUCACGCUUGGAGUAUUUCUCUUUCACGACUCCUUUCCUUUGGAACAGCCUACCUACACCCAUCAGACUCUCCCCUAGUCUUCACUCAUUUGAGAAGUCCCUCAAAACCCAUCUCUUCAGGAAAGCUUAUGGCCUUGCAGAGUAACCUAUAUCUCACAUUCCUGUCCCAUGCUCUCUCCUAAAGGACCUUGUUUGAUUGCUAUCCUCCUCAAUGCCUGUCUUGUGUUUUAUAACCCACCUCCUCUAGACAGUAAGCUCGUUUGAGCUGGGUGAUCACUGUUUCUGUAACAGUUUGUAAUUCUCAUUUAUUGUCAAAUAUUUCCUCUCUUAUAAUAUUGUAAAGCGCUGCACAAUAUGUUGGCACUAUAUAAAUGCCAAUAAUAAUAUGUGCUUGUAUUCCAUGAAAUAAACUUAGAGCUUUUAUGCCCAUACAGGACUUCAGGAGCACUAACAUUUUAAAGAAGAAUUAAAGAGGGAUUUUGUCUAAAGUUGCAUUUCUAGAGCACAUUUUAUUUUAUAAUUCAACAUUAUGCCUUUUGAUCAUGCUUCCAUAAUGAAAGCAAGUUUAAGGGUCCAUCUAACCACCAUAACUUUGUAUCAUUACAAAAGCAGUGUACAAUUUGUUGCCCAAUGUCUGGUACCUUUAGUUCCUUGUGCCAGGCACUGGGUUUCCCCCAUUAGCCUUGCCACGAGUAGAGGCCACAAGGCCUCUGCCAAGUGUUAAAGUAGAAAAACGCAUAUAACUAAUGAUUACUAUAGAUAUAAUGAAAUCUUUAAUAAUCUAUUUAAUGUGUAUAACCCAAUAUAAAUGAUGAGUCCUUUCAGGAGGGCAAUUCUUCAAAUUAAUUGUUUUAUGUUCUAGUUAUUUUGGAUUUUUAUUUUUUUCAACCUAAAUAUUAUUACAGAAAACUGAAUUCUGCCUCUUUUCCAACCAAGGUCUCAUAAUACCUAGGUAUUAUGUCUGUGUCAGACAUUCUUGCUUAGUGUUUUAACAAGCAAUUAACAGAUUUAUUAACUAUACUAUUGAAUUAUAAUUUUAUAGCACCAUGAAGUGGUCAUUGUUGUACAUUUCAAAUACAUAUUUAUUUAUAGGCGACAUCAUUAAAUUGUACUAGAUAUCCAUUUCAUGGACAUUUGGUGAUUAGUACUUGGCGAGAUGCUUGUGAAAAUAAUAAAAUUAAGUUUUGUGUGUAUAAUCCAGGUAUUUAGAUUCCCCCUGUCUCCAUUUUAUUCUGGAUUCAAUAUUGUUAUCAAGAACAAUGUCCUUAUGUCCUAUCGGUGGAUUUGUAUGUUGGAAUGUUUAUUUUACUGUAUUGUUUAUGUCUGUGGGUAUAUGAGGGAUUACGAUAACCAUUUUUUCUUUUUCUUUAAAGGGGUACUAUAGAGUCAGGAACACAAACAUCUAUUCCUGACACUGUUCUAAAACCACCUUUUAGGUGGUUUCCCCCCCUUACAUUGGGUAAGAAAUGUGAAGAUGUAUUCCUGACUCCAUAGUGUUAAAAACACCCUCUGGUUCCCCCUGCCCAUAAAUAUAGUAACAUCUUACAUUUAUUCCAGUUUGCUGCUUGUUCUGCCCCUGAUCUUCCUUGGCUGACAUCAUCAGAAGUGGUGAUCUCAGCCAAUCACCGUGCUUUCCCAUAGGAAAGCAUUGGAUUGGCUGAAAUUGUCAAGAGGCAGAUCAGGGGCAGAUCCAGCACAAGGCAAACACAGCCCUGGCCAAUCAGAAUCUCCUCAUAGAAAUGCAUGGAAUCUAUGCAUAUCUAUGAAAUAAAGUUCAGUGUCUUAAUGCAAAGGGUGGAGACACUGCACGUCAGAGCUGCACAGUGUGCAGGACUGCCCCAGGACAGAAGCAUCUCUAGUAAGCAUUUGAGGAGUGGCCACUGGAGGUAUCGUUGGCUGUAAUGUAAACACUGAGUACGCAGAAAAGGCUCAACAAAAAUGUGAGUUUAUACACUUGUGCAACUCACUAAACUUCUUGCCAUAUUAUUUAAUAUACUGCACAAUUAUUUGUAUUUUUUUCCUCUGUUUUUUCUAUAUGUAUACUAUAUCUAAGGGAUACAUAGAGGGUAAGUGUUUUUGAACACUUGGGAAAAUUCACUUACCUCACAUCUAAUAUAGCGCUGCACUCUUAAAACUGAAGACUUAGAAGGUGGCAACACCUGUAAAGCCUAAAGUUUUAUUAGUUUUUUUGGUGAUUAUCUAUGUGUGGUGGGUUUAAAGGAGUAUCCGCAGAGUGUAUACAGCAGCUAAAAACCACUUCACAGGUUUACACUAUAUAGCGCCACCUAUUCCACACCUUUUGUGUAUAUAUCCACUGAGUACGCAGUGUUUACUGCAAAAAGUCUGCAUGGACUGACUAUACUAGCAAGAACAAAUACAAUAAGCUGUAGUUAUGUUAACUAUUAGUGUCCCUUCACCUUUUUCCAGCGCUGCUCGAGGGUUCUUACAUCUGGCCCCUCCCCUGAUUUGCAUCCUUGGUUGACAUCAUCAGAAUUGAUGAUUUUAACCAAUCACAAUACUUUCCAAUAGGAAAGCAUUUGAUUGCCUUAGAUUGUCAAUGCUGAAGAUCUCAGCCAAGUAGGCAGGGCGGAGCCUGACGCCUCCCUUUCCAAUCAGUAUCUCCUCUUAGAGUUCAGCGUCUCAGUGCAGAGCGUGGAAAUGCUGAAUGUCAAUGCUGCACAUUGUGCAGCACUGCCCCAGGAAGCACCUCUAGUGGCUGUCUGUGGAGUGACCACUGGAGGUGUUCCUUGGCUGUAAUGAAAAAUCUGCUUUUUCUCUGUGAAGGCAGUGUUUACAUUAAAAUGCCUGCAGGCACUGACUCACCAGAACUACAUUAAAGGACCACUAUAGUGCGGGCAUUGUAAUCUGUGAACGCUGUGAUCUGGAACUGAUCUUCAGCUCCAGAAAUGUGUGAGUGCAAUAUAUUUAUUCCUUAUAUUCUGCCUCUGCUGCUAUAGACAUACUACACUAUAUUAGUAUUCCUGUCCAAUUUAGUUUUCUCCCUUAUGUUGGCUCCAUUGGACUCCACACAAGGAUUUUAAUUGUUAAGCGCUGCUUCCCUACACCCCCUGCUUUACUUUAAUCAAUGACCAGAAAGAAGAGACUCUAGUUUAGGAAAGCUUUAGCUGCUGUACACAUAAAGAAACAAGCGCCAGAAAUCUCACUUGCUGCUAUAUAUAUUACUAACAUUUGACUUGUUUCUUCUCAGAAUUGUAUGUUACAAGCGGCACAAUGGAAGAUUCCUGUAAUAAUUACCACUGGACCACUACAGCAGGGCACGUUAACCGCCAAGUAGAGCUUUGCAUAUCAAGUUCGCACCACUCUACCAACAACAUGGAAUUAAUACAGAUUAGUAUUGUGAAUGAUAAAUUUACAAGAACCAAACAUGGGCGAGAGGAGAUAAAUGCUGAAUCCCCUAGUCCUAAGAGGCUACGCAGUGCUGUAUUUAGAUGCAGCACUCCCUGCUCCUCAUCUGGCCAUUUAAAAGACCAUGCAAGCAUGUCUCUGUGUGAAGGUACUUGUCCAAGAUCUGAUGGACCUCUAGAUAAAGAUAAUGAAUGGGAUGAUUCUUUGUUGGAUCCUACAGAUGAUGAGGGGGAUUCACCUUUAUAUUUGACAGUAGACGAGAUAGAUUCAUUGCUGGAAGAUGACUCCUGCUACGCAGCAGAGGCUUUGGGUUUGGACAGUGAGGUGGAAAGUGAGAAAACAGUGACCCAGCUACCUUCAGAGGAUCAUGGGAUUAAGAACGAUGAGCUUUCUUCCACACUGAAGGAGAGCACCUUGAUUGGGGUAGAAGAGAGCGACACAGAAAUGUGCAACUAUGCUACAGUGGCUCCACUGCCCCUCAUAUCUUCUUCACAGUCUGUAGAAGUGCCGGGAGUGAGUAACUCCAGUUUUUCAACUUUAACAACUUCAUCUACAUGUAACUCUGCACUGCACAGGGAAGACUGUGAAUCUGGGGUUCAUGACCGAUUACUGAUGGAGUCUGAUUUAAGCUUAGACUAUGUACCUCAAUGUAAUGACACUAGAACCUUAUCUACAAUGGUACAAAAAACAAGUACUCCACCAGGAGUUGUUGAGGUAUUUGAGGAAGAGAGUGAGCUGCCAUUUGACUGUGACAUUGAUGAACUCUUACAAAUUAGUCCCGGGGAAACCACAUCAGAAGAAGAUAGCUGCACUCCUCUGGUCCUCACAGUCAGCAGUGGAGAGAUGAAGCUGGCUAAGUUGGACUCUGCACCUACCGGUUUGCCUUUGCACUCAUUUCAGUUACCUUUGCCACCUAUUGUUGCUAAUUCUGAGAUUCCAGAUUUACUGACUUUUCCCCCAGACCCUAAUAGAUCGAUCUGCAACUUGGAAAAUACAGGUCAAGAUGUAAAGUCUGGCAAAUCAGAGGCUGAACCGCAAACUCCUGUUGAAAUCAAGCAGGAAAACAGUAUUAGUGGAAACCCUUUAAGCAUUAUUGUGGACAAAUGUGCUGUACAGAAAUCAAGCAAGCAGCAACAGGUAAGCUUCAAUUCAAGUGGUUAGGUUUAUUUCUUAUUGUCUAAGUUAUCCCAAAACCUACACCAUAGCUUGUUUCACCCUUCAAGCAAGAAGAAAGAUAACAAAAGGGAUUCUAUAGGCACCCAGACCACUUCAGCUCAUUGAAGUGGUCUGGCUGCACUGUACCAGGCCCCUUAACCCUGCAAUUGUAAUAGUUGCAGUUUUUGAUAAACUGCAAUAAUUACCUUGCAGAGUUAACUCCACCUCGAGUGGCUGUCUACCAGAAAUCCACUGGAGGGACUUCCAGGUGGUUAGACUACUUUUGAUCGCCUGAUGCUGGACAGCCUCAUGCUAUGCAUUAGAAAUCCAGCAUCAACCAAAACCCAAAAGUUUUGCAUUUCCUAUGAGGGAAUGCACUCGCUGCACAUGAACAUUAGGUCCCCCCAAUAGCUGAGGAGGAGUGGAGACGGAACCUGAACCAGUGCAGAGGGACAUAAGCCCUGUAAUGAGGUAAGUAACAGAAGGGGUUUUUAGCCCCUUAUGCACCAUGGUGGUGGGGAGGGAGGCACUGAAGGGAGCUACAGUGCUAGGAAAACAACUGUUUUCCUAGCACUAUAGUUUCACUUUAAUUAGGAAGUGUACAAAUUAUGUAUAAUGUUCCAAGAAGCCAUAUAGGUAUACAUAUUCUACGGGAUAAAGUACAGCAGAGCAUGUAUACCCUCGGUGAACCACAGGCCUCUUUUCUAUCAAGAACAAAAUAAAUUAAAUGAGUCAAAUGUUCACAAGGGCUUCUUAAUUGUAUUUUUUCACCAAUUAAAGACAGCUAUUGGGUCAGAGCUUAAUAUCCCCUUUAAAUGUUAAGUACCAUGGGGCUGCAAUUCUCCUAUUGACUGAAGUAGGUGUGCCAAAAUUACCUGAAAUUUCUCUUUUUUAGUACAUUAAAGAAAGGGGAGAGGUAAUCUUCACCCAGGUAGUCCCUGUAAUGCUCCCUUUAACCCACGUGGUCUAAAACUUUUGGAAUGGUCUUCAGCAUGAUACAAGUAGUCUAGCAGAAUUGGAAUGUGGUUUUAGGAAACAUGCCUUUGCACAGAAGAUGAGGAAGAGAGACAGAACUUUUUUAGACAUACCUCCGCCAAUCUAUGCUCCUAGCGCUUUUCCGAGGACUCCGAGCACUCCAACCGACACCAUGAGCACUGCGGACCCCACUUCCAGCGAUGCAGCUGCGCAGGGGUCUCGCCGUCUCUCACCCACCCUGGAUCCACGACCAGGAUCCUGCUCCCAGUGGGUGAACCUAAAUCCAGGGUGCGUAGCAGGAACAAAUCAAGCUCUUACAAGAGCUUACUCUGGGGAGUAAGUGAUUAUAGCAAUCCCCAGAGUGUAGGUAUCCCUUCCCCCAAGCAUGAGCCAAGGCUUCAAGAAAGGUGCAAGUAGGUCUGGUUUAUUGAGGGCUACCUGCCCGGUAUUUAUGCAGGUGUCCACCAGGUGGACACUCCCCUAGGGGACCUGAUGGAACAAUGGGACACAUAUUGGAUAUUAGCCAAUCACAGACAAUACAAACAAAACACUCACACAGUGACAUCACAGUCCCUCCUCUCUAUCCUGGAGAUAAUUGGGAAGUAAUCAAAUUAUCUCCCAGGACAGAGGCAAGACUCCAUUAACCACAUGGUUACAGAAAGACACACAAUUACUACAUAAAACCUACACAUGCAACAUAUACCCAGAUAGCUUAGAUCUGAGCGCACAUUAUUACCGAAUGGCGCUCAGAUCACAUGCAUACAGUUCAAUCGCCAUGGAGCCAAAGUCUUUUGCAUAGUCUUUCAUUACACGAAUAGGCUCCAUGGCAUAACUAUCUGGGGUAGCACUACUCACAUACUGAAAGUCCCAAACACCCCUGCAGAAAUACACAAAUAAACCUUUCUGCAGGGUAAAAUACAGCUAUCAGCACAGAGGCCAUAGUCAGAAGGCAGGAGGCUAGCCAGUAGUCCCCUCCAGGCACAAGUGGCGAAGGGCACUUCGUCACACAAUAUAAACUAUUGCCAUAUGUAUAUUCGCAUAUGGCACAAAGGAGCAAAAAGAAUCCUUAAAGGACCACUAUAGUGCCAGGAAAACAAACUCGUUUUCCUGGCACUAUAGUGCCCUGAGGGUGCCUGCACCCUCAGGGUCCCACUCCCGUGGCGCUGGGACUCUCCUCCCUCUUCUGAUGUCAUCGGCUGAAUGCGCAUGUGCGGCAAGAGCAUUCUCAAUGUUUUCCUAUGGACAUUGACGUCUUCUCACUGUGAGAAGCGCCUCUAGCGGCUGUCAAUGAGACAGCCACUAGAGGCUGGAUUAACCCAUAGGUAAACAUAGCAGUUUCUCUGAAACUGCUAUGUUUACAGCAGAAAGGGUUAAUCCUAGAUGGACCAGGCACCCAGACCACUUCAUUAAGCUGAAGUGUUCUGGGUGCCUAUAGUGGUCCUUUAAGGGUCCAAUGCCUUUUUUUUUUUUGAAGAAUACAUUCUCAUAUACCUUGUAAACCACUAAACACCAAGUAGACGUGUUUUUCCUUCUUUCAUUGAGAAUGCGUCAACGUACAAUUUGUUAUUAGAAUAAGAUCAGCCAAAUAAGGCCUUGAUUUAAUAAGCUCUCGAAAUGAGUCAACACUGUUUUUUUAAAUAAAAAAAAAAAAAAAAAAACCUUUCCAAAUGCCUUGUCUACAGAACUCACCAUUAAAGGUUUACUAAAACCACCGUGACUACUUGUGCUUUUAGAAUUGGUCGUGGUGGUGGGAGUCUGCAUGUGCAGAAAUACUUGCAAUUGUAUUUCGGGAGCUAGUUACACUCCUGGCACACAUGACUUGGUUCUGGACUGCCAAAUAUAAAUUCUGUGCAAAAUGUAUGUACAGCACACUGGCAACAGAUGUAAUGGAAGCUUGAGUCUCUCCUGCCUAGCUGCAGUCUUCCUUCCUCAGUAUAUUUUCCUCUGUUUUCUUUUUUUCUUCUCCUGCCUCACUCUCCACUCUCUCUUCCCCUCUCUUUGCUGUCUCAGAGCGCCAGCUAAGAGAGGGGAAGAGGGUGUCUUCGAGAAGCCUUUGGCCUUCCACGUGGCUCGUAUGACCUCACAGGGAUGUGCUGAACAGUGCCUGGAGCUUCGUCUGGCGCUGGAUUAAAGGUCUGUAAAAACGUAUUUUUUAAUGUUAUUUGUUUUGAAGGUGGGACCUAAAGUGUAAUGUCCUUUGGGUCAUUAUUCGUAUAAACCCGUAAAGUGAAAAUUACUAUCUCUUCUCCAGCAUAAGCCUAAUGAUGUUCAACAUUGAUUUGAUUUUUUAUUUUUUAUUUUUUUUUAUUUAUUUUUGCAUGUUUAUAAUUUCUGCACAGGCAUUGGCUCCUGUAGAAUCUGAACUACCAGAUCUUCCUGUUGUCCCUGCUAAGCCAAAAGAGAAAAAGUUGGGAACGGUGGCUCCAUUACCAAAUCCUACAGUCAGGUAUCCAUGGUUACAUUACAAUAGGAAUUGGGCACAUGUGGGAACUUUUCUGGUGUAUCCUUGAUGCUGACACCUAUAGUAAGUCUGCAAAAGUAUUUACUAAAAAAUACAAAUACAAACCAUACAUUUAUUCACUGGACUCCAUUUAAAGGUAAACCUGCUGUCUAAACAGGAUUUGCUAGUGCACAAGAUUUAAACAGUAGCAUGAUGUCUAAAGCAAAUGAAACAAAUCCUGCUUAUGCACUUGGCACGCUAACUAGCAGCAACACGGUCCAGACAGCUACAUUCUUUAACAAUACCAUGCACAAUGAUGUGGGCAUAGUGUUGUCUGAAAUGGCCAGCAUGGUCUUAAAGAGAUAUGGAUAUGCAGGACACUGCAAUGGUUAGAUCGAUCUAAGUUCUCAAUCUAUUUCUUAUAUGGAUUUGCACCGUCACCAUUUAGUACCCAAUAAGAGACCUGAGUAGUCUGGUAAGGAGACUUUGACACUGAUGGUGAGCAGCCAGGGGACUUAGGCUGGGUAUACGAGACCUAUGUAUUAAAUAGGCUGUGUAAUCUGAGGUAAGAGACAUAGGAACUGUGGAUAAAAGACAGGAAAAGAUUAAAGGUACCGGUGAGUUAAGUGGGUUGAAAAUUAGGUAGUUGAGAUGGACUGAGAUAAGAGUAUCAGUAGGAGGGUGACCUUAAAAGGUAGGCUCAUACUAUUGAAAUGCAGUGGUCCACUGCUCUAGUACGUAACUUGGAAUUUGUAUUCGUCAAGCCAACUGGAUGUGUGUACUCUGUAUUUUAGACCCAAGAUAAAUCUAUAUCAACUGGAAGAAAACAAGGAGAAAUACUUCCACAGUGUAAUGAUGCACCUUAAUGCUCCAAAUACAUCCCAAGGUAUGAGCAUAAACAACAAAUACAUUACUGUAAAACAGGAUUUUAAUUCUUUAAAUCUGUUAAUUGCGGUUUGUAGUGAUUAUAGCACUUUUUGCAUUUUUUACAUUUGUAUUAGGUUAUGUCUAUUUGUAAUUCAUUUUUUUUAACGGAACAUAUGUCUACAGAUACAUACCCUUAUGUAAAAAAAGUCCUGCAUUAAUACAACCAUUAAACAUUAAUAAAAAAAGUGAAAGAAAAAGAUAUAAGGGGGUUCAAAGAAAAUAUACAGAAAAUCUUGUAUACUUAGUAUAAUGAGUGGAACACCUCCUGAUUUUCCUACAAUAAAAACAUAUACAUAGUGUAAUACUGUUAUGUAAGAAACAUUAAUCAGUCAAAGGUAUUGGGUCACUCACAGUAUGCAGAGUCUCAUAAAGCUGGCUCUGACUUCAGUAGCAGAUGAAUAAUUAGCUUAUUCUGGCUUUCAACUUCCUAGACAGGAUAAUUUCUUUCCAGCCUUUCAAUGAUGACCAGGAUAUCCAAUAGUAAAGAGCAAAUUGAAACUUUACUGGUUAAAAAUACAGGAUACAGAAAUAGGCUUAAAAUAACAAAAUAAAAAGUCCAGAACACUAACGCGUUUCGACCUCCAGGUCUUUGUCAAAGUGUGUGGUAAAUGCUGGUCUUCUCCUUUUUAAAUAGUGCUUCUGUCAUUGAAUUUGGCGCUGUUUUGCCGGCGUCCAUUUUCACUUCCGGGUCCUCCGAACUGCCGCAUCACGUGACUCCCCGUCCGGUCACCUGAUUCUGAUGUCAUACGUAAUGACGUCACUUCCGGAUUUUCGGUCUUCACCUUGUAAAUUCUUUACAUAUCGGCAGUACUGGCGUUUUCGCCAUAUUUAAACUGGGAAAAGGACCACUACAUACACAAAAACUUCAAAUAAAUCCAUCUAGUUUAUAGAUUGAAUGUUAUUAUUUCUCCAUAUUUAAACACUAAACAAAUAUACAUACAUAAAUAACAAAAAAACAUUCUUAACUAGAAAAUGUUUCAUAAUAUUGCACAUCUAUAUAGCACUAGCAAUUCAUAAAAUACAAAUUAAAACCAUAUUCUUAUAUAAGAAAUAUUUCAGAGUUAUACAUCUAUGUAUUAAAUUGCAUAGGUGAGAGAACAUAUUUUCAACUGAAAAAUAUUUUUUAUUUUAACAUUUCUAUAAUAUGAGGAGGAUAAUCCCCUUAAAGUAAAAUGUACUUAUAUCGGUGAGUAAUUAAUAAUGCAUCAUUCCAAGUAAUAAACAUCUCAAUAAAAAUAAUGCAAUAUAUAUGUCUGUAUAAAAAAAGGGGGGCACAUAAUAUAUCUGUAGGAGACAAGAAGAUAAAAAAUAUUAAUUUUAAAAAUAGUUAAAAAAAAUAAAUAAAAAAAAGUGGAAAUCCACAAUUCAGAUACCCAAUAAAAUUAAAAUACACAGGUAAAAUUAAAUAAGUACUGACAUUUCGAAAUCGACGUUGAGUCCACCAGGAGACAAAGUGUCCAAAUUAAAUAUCCACUUCAUCUCGCAGCGGCUCAACGUCGAUUCCAAAUCCCCCCCCUCUCCAAUGGGCUUCCAUCUUUUGUAUCCCAAAAAAAUGGAGUCCAGAGGGGUCUACUCCAUGACAUUUAAAAAAAUGUAGUGAUACAUUGUGUUUUAAAAAACCCCUCCUAAUAUUAUAGAUAUGCUCACGUAUCCUUGUUUUAAGGCACCUAGAUGUCUUACCAAUGUAUUGUAGCCCGCAAGGACACGUGAGCAUAUAAAUCACAUUUUUUGAAUGACAGGAAAUAAAUGAGUAAUAUAUAAAUCUUAUAUAUAGGAGUCCCUGCCCUAGAUUUAAAAUUGGCCACCUUCCUAUUUUGGUAUUUAUAGUUUUUACAACCCAUGCAAUCUCCACAAUAAAAGAAUCCCUCUUUACCAUCUUUAUAUAACUCUAAAAAAUUGGUCUUGGUGAUAUCUAUAUAACUUUCGUUUAUUUUCUAAAAAUGGUUGGAUUUCCUGAUCUUGUUGAAGAAUAUGCCAGUUUUUGUUUAGAAUUUGUUUUAGUUGUCUCGGAUCUUUACUAUUAUUAAAAAUAAGUGGUAUGGUUUAUUCUUCUUUUUCUAUCUCUCAUUUUUUGUUUAUAUAUAAGGAGGGUAUUUCUAUAGAAAUCUCUAAUUUUUUUCUGUUUCUCUAUUUAAAUGUUCCAACUUAUAUCCUCGAUGUAAAAAUUGAUUUUUAAGAAUAUCUGCCUGGUUGUUUAAAGAAUCCAAGUCAGUACAGUUUUGUUUAAGUCUUAGAAACUGUCCUCUUGGAAUAUUCUCCAACCACGGUUGAUGAUGACAACUGUCUGUGUGAAUGUAACUAUUGACAUCCACUUUUUAAAAAAAAAGUUUUCGUUUUGAUUUGAUUUUCUGUAUAAAUUUCUAAAUCUAAAAAAUUUAUUUUCUUUUUACUAAUCUCUUGUGUCAAUUGGAUAUUCCAUUGGUUGCUAUUUAAAAAACUUAAAAAAAAGCUAAAACCUGUGUCUCAUCUCCUUUCCAAAUAAAAAAAAAUAUCGUCAAUGUAUCUUUUAUAAAGGACCAGGUUCGCACACCAGUCAUGUGUAGAAUAAACAAACCUAUUUUGCCAAUAAGCCAUAAAAAGGAUUGCAUAACUGGGUGCGAACCUGGUGCCCAUCGCAUUACCCCUACAUUGCAAAUAAUAUUCUCCCUCGAACCAAAAAAAAUUAUUCUGUAGAAUAAACAGAAUCCCCUCUAUAAUAAAGUAAACCUGGUCCGAGGGAUAAAGUGCAGACGUCUCUAAAAAAUAGCGUAUGGCCUCACAGCCCAGCAAAUAAUCAAUACAAGUAUAUAAACUAGUGACAUCACAGGUCACUAAAAUAAAAUCAGAGGGGUCUACUCCAUGACAUUUAAAAAAAUGUAGUGAUACAUUGUGUUUUAAAAAACCCCUCCUAAUAUUAUAGAUAUGCUCACGUAUCCUUGUUUUAAGGCACCUAGAUGUCUUACCAAUGUAUUGUAGCCCGCAAGGACACGUGAGCAUAUAAAUCACAUUUUUUGAAUGACAGGAAAUAAAUGAGUAAUAUAUAAAUCUUAUAUAUAGGAGUCCCUGCCCUAGAUUUAAAAUUGGCCACCUUCCUAUUUUGGUAUUUAUAGUUUUUACAACCCAUGCAAUCUCCACAAUAAAAGAAUCCCUCUUUACCAUCUUUAUAUAACUCUAAAAAAUUGGUCUUGGUGAUAUCUAUAUAACUUUCGUUUAUUUUCUAAAAAUGGUUGGAUUUCCUGAUCUUGUUGAAGAAUAUGCCAGUUUUUGUUUAGAAUUUGUUUUAGUUGUCUCGGAUCUUUACUAUUAUUAAAAAUAAGUGGUAUGGUUUAUUCUUCUUUUUCUAUCUCUCAUUUUUUGUUUAUAUAUAAGGAGGGUAUUUCUAUAGAAAUCUCUAAUUUUUUUCUGUUUCUCUAUUUAAAUGUUCCAACUUAUAUCCUCGAUGUAAAAAUUGAUUUUUAAGAAUAUCUGCCUGGUUGUUUAAAGAAUCCAAGUCAGUACAGUUUUGUUUAAGUCUUAGAAACUGUCCUCUUGGAAUAUUCUCCAACCACGGUUGAUGAUGACAACUGUCUGUGUGAAUGUAACUAUUGACAUCCACUUUUUAAAAAAAAAGUUUUCGUUUUGAUUUGAUUUUCUGUAUAAAUUUCUAAAUCUAAAAAAUUUAUUUUCUUUUUACUAAUCUCUUGUGUCAAUUGGAUAUUCCAUUGGUUGCUAUUUAAAAAACUUAAAAAAAAGCUAAAACCUGUGUCUCAUCUCCUUUCCAAAUAAAAAAAAAUAUCGUCAAUGUAUCUUUUAUAAAGGACCAGGUUCGCACACCAGUCAUGUGUAGAAUAAACAAACCUAUUUUGCCAAUAAGCCAUAAAAAGGAUUGCAUAACUGGGUGCGAACCUGGUGCCCAUCGCAUUACCCCUACAUUGCAAAUAAUAUUCUCCCUCGAACCAAAAAAAAUUAUUCUGUAGAAUAAACAGAAUCCCCUCUAUAAUAAAGUAAACCUGGUCCGAGGGAUAAAGUGCAGACGUCUCUAAAAAAUAGCGUAUGGCCUCACAGCCCAGCAAAUAAUCAAUACAAGUAUAUAAACUAGUGACAUCACAGGUCACUAAAAUAAAAUCAUCUUCCCAUUUAAAAUUGUUUAGUAAUUGUAAUAGACUCAUUGAGUCUUUAAGGUAUGAGGUAUUAGUUUUAACAAUAGGCUGAAGAUGGGUAUCUACAUAUUUAGACAAAUUAGACAACAAAGAUCCUAUCCUGGAGACAAUAGGUCUUCCCGGAGGGUCUUGUAUAUUUUUAUGUAGUUUAGGUAAUGUGUAGAUAACCGGUAUCCGUGGCCGACUAAUAUUUAGAAAAGCAUAUUCUUUUUGGGUAAAAUGGUAAAGAGGGAUUCUUUUAUUGUGGAGAUUGCAUGGGUUGUAAAAACUAUAAAUUACCAAAAUAUGAAGGUGGCCAAUCACCGCUGCGAGAUGAAGUGGAUAUUUAAUUUGGACACUUUGUCUCCUGGUGGACUCAACGUCGAUUUCAAAAUGUCAGUACUUAUUUAAUUUUACCUGUGUAUUUUAAUUCUAUUUUUAUUGGGUAUCUGAAUUGUGGAUUUCCACUUUUUAAUUUUUUUAACUAUAUUUAAAAUUAAUAUUUUUUAUCUUCUUGUCUCCUACAGAUAUGUUAUGUCCCCCCCUUUUUUAUACAGACAUAUGUAUUGCAUUAUUUUUAUUGAGAUGUUUAUUACUUGGAAUGAUGCAUUAUUAAUUACUCCCCAAUAUAAGUACAUUUUACUUUAAGGGGAUUAUCCUCCUCAUAUUAUAGAGAUGUUAAAAUAAAAAAUAUUUUUCAGUUGAACAUAUGUUCUCUCACCUAUGCAAUUUAAUACAUAGAUGUAUAACUAUGAAAUAUUUCUUAUAUAAGAAUAUGGUUUUAAUUUGUAUUUUAUGAAUUGCUACUGCUAUAUAGAUGUGCAAUAUUAUGAAACAUUUUCUAGUUAAGAAUAUGUUUUUUUGUAAUUUAUGUAUGUAUAUUUGUUUAGUGUUUAAAUAUGGAGAAAUAAUAACAUUCAAUCUAUAAACUAGAUGGAUUUAUUUGAAGUUUUUCGAAAACGCCAGUACUGCCGAUAUGUAAAGAAUUUACAAGGCGAAGACCGAAAAUCCGGAAGUGACGUCAUUUCUUAUGACAUCAGAAUCAGGUGACCGGACGGGGAGUCACAUGAUGCGGCAGUUCGGCGGACCUGGAAAUGAAGAUGGAUGCCGGCAAAACGGCGCCAAAUUCGAAGACAGAAGCACUAUUUAAAAGGGAGACGACCAGCAUUUACCACACACUUUGACAAAGACCUGGAGGUUGAAACGCGUUAGUGUUGUGGACUUUUUAUUUUGUUAUUUUAAGCCUAUUUCUGUAUCCUGUAUUUUUAACCAGUAAAGUUUCAAUUUGCUCUUUACUAUUGGAUAUCCUGGUCAUCAUUGAAAGGCUGGAAAGAAAUUAUCCUGUCUAGGAAGUUGAAAGCCAGAAUAAGCUAAUUAUUCAUCUGCUACUGAAGUCAGAGCCAGCUUUAUGUGACUCUGCAUACUGUGAGUGACCCAAUACCUUUGACUGACUAAUGUUUCUUACAUAACAAUAUUACACUAUGUAUGUGUUUUUAUUGUAGGAAAAUCAGGAGGUGUUCCACUCAUUAUCUUAAGUAUACAAGAUUUUCUGUAUAUUUUCUUUGCACCCCCUUAUAUCUUUUUUCACUUUCUGAGUGCCAUUUAGUGAUUUUGGGCACUGGGGGUAGUUGCGUAUUCUUUGGUUUUCUAGCGCCAAUCCACCAUUCUUUUGUUGUGUUUUUAUUAAUAAAAAUGUAAUGCAGAAAUUGUGGAAACAGAUGACUUGGCAUAUACUAUGGGAAAUAAUAGUCAAGGUCUAUUUUUAUGUAGUUAAGAAUUUAAUUGCUAAGGAAUGUGUAAAAUUACAUCACAUGAAGCUUGAUCCAAGGAUCUCGCAAUCUAUACACGCCAGUUACUACAGGGAAAAACAAAACUUCCUAAUGAAUAUAUUGCCAUAUGUUAUGAAGCAGCUACUGUAUUAUUCACACACAGAUCCAAGAAAAACGCUCUGAUCCACAGGUUACAUUAGAUUAUCACUUUGAAAUCCAGUUAGAGGACUUAAUAUUAAAGGGACACUGUAGUCACCAAAACAACUAUAGCUUAAUGAAGCAGUUUUUGGUGUACAGAUCAGGCCCUUCAUUCUCACUGCUCAAUUCUCUGCCAUUUAAGAGUUAAAUCACUUUGUUUAUACAGACCUAGUCACACCUCCCAGCAUGUGACUUGCACAGGCUUCAUUAACACUUCCUGUAAGGAGUCUGCUAAUGUUUACCCUUCCUUUAUUGCAAAUUCUGUUUAAUUUAGAUUUUUUUUUUUUUUUUAAAUGUCCUGCUCUGUUGAAAGCUUGCUAGAGCCUGCAGGAGUCUCAUGUGUGUAAUUAAAGUUCAAUUUACAAAGCAGGUUAUACAAUAUAUUAAGGUAAGUUGCAUACCUCCCAUUGUACAGCGCUACGGAAUUUGCUGGCCCUAUGUAAAUAAUAAUAAUAAUAAUAAUCUGAUUGACAGUGAAACCAUUUUCUUUUUUCAUAUAGGCUGUGUCAGUCACAGCCUGGGGAGGUAUGGCUAGAGCUGCAUAAACAGAAACAAAAGUGAUUUAACUACUAAAUAUCAGAGAAUUGAGCAGUGAGACUCCAGAGGCAUGAUCUAUACACAGAACUGCUUCAUUAAGUUUUGGUGACUAUAGUGCCCCUUUAAGGAAGGGUACUUGUUAAUUCAGCGAGUAUACUGAUUUGCCAUAUUGACUUAGUAUAUUUUUUCUUUGAGGGAAAUGUUUUAACCCCUUAAUGACAGCGGGUGUUCUAUUCCAUCCUUAAGGAGCCGAGCCUAAAUGCCGUCAGGUGGCAUAGAACGUCCACCCCACUUACCCGAUCACCGCCGUUCCCCGCCAGCGAUCGGCAUUCCUCCCGGUCUGGGGGGACUGUCGGACAGCCCAGACAGUCCCCCGUCCGCAAAUUAGGACCCCGCGGGCCAUGUGAUCACUCUAAAAGAGCGAUCACAUGUCCAUAGUGCUGUCUGCAGGAGGACUGCCUAAAUUGACAGGCAGUCUCCUUGCUUCAGUAAAAUUAAAUAAAAAUGUUAGUAAAUAAAAAAUACAUAAAUAAAAAUAUAUGUAACGGAACCGCUGGCACCCCGACCGGGUACCUUCCGCUGACGGAUGCUCCUAGUGCUUUCCGUAGACUCCAAGCACUCUGUCCGACACCAAAACCACUGCAGACCCCACGAACUGCCGCAGCUUGGUUGGGGUCUCGCUGUCUCCACCCACUCUGCACCCAAGACCAGGGUUCAGCUUCCAGUAGGUCGACCUCUCCGAAUUCCAGAGAGCAGGAACAAGCUCUUAGCAGAGCUUAGUGAUUAUACCCUGUGGGGUAUAGUGAUUAUAGCAAUCCCCAGAGUGUAGUUCUCCAAUCCCCCAAACAUGAGCCGAAACUUCAUGAAGGUACAAGAUGAUCUGACUCCAAUGAGCGUUUAUUACUCCUUAUAUACAAGUUUUCAGGCCAGAGGCACACCCCCUGGACCUGGUGGUAAACUGUGACAAAAGGUACACAAACCAAUGGAACACUAACAUAAGAACACUCCCACAUACACAAAGAAAUCCCUCCUCUCCAUCCUCGAGAUAAUUGGCUUAAGGCACUGCAGUAAACUCAAUUAUCUCCAGGUACAGAAAAUAUCUACAUUGUACACUAACAGCAAAAAUACGUAAAAGUACAUAAAAAUACAUAAUUCUUAUUAUAUUCCACAGAACCCCCACAUUUAACCUAUCCCCAGAUAGCUCGGAUCUGAGCGCCCAAUCUAGGUGAACAGCGCUCAGAUCCCAUGAACAGAGUAAAUUUGCCAUGGGGUAAAGCAUAGCAAGGGCUGUUGAGAAACCAAGGAGGGACGAAAGCAGUCAGUUCCAACUGGUUUGGCAGUGUGCCUGGGACAACGCCCUGUUGGAGAACAAUAGACAGGAAACUGGGGAGGGAAAGAGAGACACCUUCCCAUGGAUUCAAAUGGGCAGAAACAGUCUUUAGAAGCCAAUAAGCCCCAAAUAGUCUUUUUAAAUGGCACUACACCCCAGGGCCAUAGUCAUGAGGAAGGAGGCUGGCAAUCAGGCACCUCCAACAGCCAGGGGCAAAGGGCAGCUUGUCACCUAACAAUCCAGUGACAAAAGGCAUUUCGUCACAAUAUACAUAUAAUUUAUCAAUAUAUAGUGUGUGUGUGUGUGUGUAUAUAAUAAAUAUAUAUUUAUUUUGUCUUACUAAGUGUAUACAUAUAUUAAUAUAAAAAUACACAUAUAACUACUGUAUACACAUUGUGUAUAUAUAUAUAUAUAUAUAUAUAUAUAUAUAUAUAUAUAUAUAUAUAUAUAUAUAUAUAUUUUAUAAAUAAAUGUCAUUUUAUUCUAAGUGUACCCUUAGAAUGAAAUUAUGUGUGUGUGUGUAUAUAUAUAUAUAAAUAAAAAUAAUACAAAAUAUAUAUCCAUAUACAGAAUUACAUAAAUAAUUUCAUAAAUAUACACAUAGACUUCAAAUAUAUAAAUAUGUAUAUAUAGUUAAAUUCCAUGUGCAUAUUUAUGUAAUAUUUUUACAUACUUAAGUAAUUUUAUUGAUUGCAAUUUGAGGGACCUGCCUAAGAACCCAGGCAGAAAGUCCAGAUAAUUUCAUUUGCUAGCCUUAGAUUUAACCCUGUGACUUUCCAAGAUGACCUAAAACCUGUACAUAGGGGGAGUACUGUUUUACUCGGGAGACUUUGCUGAACACAAAUAUUAUUGUUUCAACGGUUACUCGGGAGACUUUGCUGAACACAAAUAUUAUUGUUUCAACGGUAAAAGCUAAAGUUAGCGUUCAUAUUUGUUUUUUGCAUUUUUCACACGCAAACCAAUAUAAACGCUAGCUUUGGCCAGUGUUCGUGACUAAGUGGCUACUAAAAAAGACUGGACAUACCCUAUAUUAAAUACCCUGGGUUGUCUACUUUUUCAAAUGGUAUUCUAUCAUGGGGGUAAUUCUAAUUUCUGGGCUACGAUACAGUGUAAAAAGCAACAUAACCAGUUUGGUAAAUUUCAAUGUGUAUAAACUGAAAAACAAAACCAUGAUAUAUUUGACCCUGUAACUUUCCAAAACCCCCAUUAAAACCUAUACAUGGGAGGGGGGGGGUUUAAAAAAUAUAAAUUUCUCACAAUUUUUAGAUUUUAUUCAUAAUAAAUUAUGUUUUAUAUAUGAAUAGUUCAUGUGAAAUUAAAGCAAUGUUUCUCCUGAACAACAUGAUAUACAAUAAGUGUGGGUGCACUUAAUAUGAAAGAGCUGAAUUAUGGUUAAACAGAUAUAUAGCUAAAAUUCUAGUUUUUGGUUACGUUUUGUUUUGAUCACAACUUGUACAACUGGCUCAGUCCGUAAGGGGUUAAAUACGUUUUUUGUUGUUGUUUUUUACCAUUUGUUUUCAUAAACUUCAGCAUCCGAGAUGUAUGAAAGGUUGAACUUGAUGGUCCUAAGUUAUUUAUCCAACAAAGGAUUACUGUGUUAACCCCAUCUUCUGUAUUUUUUUCAGAUCCUAAUUAUGAGCUGGCCUCGUUACUUAACCAGAUCAGUAGAGAAAAUCCCAGCUAUCCUCACAUAUCUGAUUUUACGAGGAGGUACAUGAGCUUUACAGCCCACCCUGAUUUAUUUCUGCAUUCUGUGGAGGCAGACAAAGCCAUUUUCCUCUUAGAACAAUGGCUUUAUAGAAUGUUUGCUGGUUGUGCUUUUCACUGCUUUUUAAAUUUGAUUUCAUUAUCUUUUGCAGGAAUCACCCUCGUUCUGUUAAAAGGAGAAACACAAACUACAACUUGAGAGAGUGGGUGUUACAAAAUGGAGGAAGCAGUCAACGCUUUCAAAGCUUGCCGUGCACAUUUCAAAGGAGUCCAAUUCCUAAAGCCCUGCCCUCCAACCAUUAGGAUAUGGGAUUUAAAGGUUUCAUUCUACCAUCCAUCUUUGAGUGAUUUUGUUUAUUCCACCAACCAAAAAAACUUUUAUAAGUGGGUAUGAGGAGGAUGAGAGCCCUGACCUCAGGAUGGUUACUCAACUGCUGUGAACUCAUUCCAUUUCACAAAUUGUUUAUACAUAUAUAGUUUGGUUUUACUAUCAUCAUUUUAUAUUGGACGUAUUUCUGCCUUGGUUAAGAUGUUGUAAUAUAAUAGUUUUCACUUUAAUGUUUUAUAAUUGCAGUUUUUCUGUACUGGUUUAGGUGUUCUAUAUAUUAUAAUAAAUAGUUCAUUUUGUCAUUUGAUUGUCUACAUCCUUAAUCCAUCAAUUCAAACUUUCCUGUCCCACUGAAUUUAUCCAAUCUUUAUGUGCUUGAUUGUUUCUUAUAAUAAAAUUCCAUCUGCCCUUUUGCAUUUCUAUUCUUUGCUUUAUCUCCAGAUCUUUCUUUCUUUAUUUUGUCAUUUUCCCAUCUCUCUUCCACAUAUUUCUCUCUCAUCUGUUGGGAAUGGUCCCAGCCUGCGGAUUAUCUUGGUUUAAGGAAAUUUGGUGAAUUGGAAGUAAAUUUGCUGUAAAUCAUUGCUCCAACUGCCUCCCCACCCACUUUUUAUCGGAUUAAAAUCAAAACCAAGAUUACUAUGAAUACCCUUCACUGCUAGUGGGGGUGGAAUAAUACAGAAAAAAACAGCAUCAUUUCAGGCCAUCAUAAGCGGUGAAACAUGGUCAGUUGACAGCUAGUCUGACAGUGCUUCUAUUCAUUCUAAUGCUUGGGAAUUUUCAUUUGAUUUUUAUAAUGAAAAGUGUUUGAUUUAUGGUUUUG
Molecule: messenger RNA, 34461 nt
Organism: Pelobates cultripes (western spadefoot toad)
Lineage: Eukaryota; Metazoa; Chordata; Amphibia; Anura; Pelobatidae
Source: the annotation of a GenBank genome assembly